Molecule: messenger RNA, 1725 nt
Organism: Peronospora farinosa
Lineage: Eukaryota; Oomycota; Peronosporomycetes; Peronosporales; Peronosporaceae
Source: the annotation of a GenBank genome assembly
AUGACGCGGAAGACCAAGAAGACGUCGACACCACGAUCGACUCGCAUCGAUAAGGAUGUGAAGACGACGCUUAUGCACAGUCGUCUACUUUCUUUUCUAUACGAUUUUAUGUGGAGUUAUCGUUACUUUCCACAGCUCGCGUGCGUUCUCUUAUUAAUGGAAGCGUGUGUAGGCUACAUCAUCAUUCAAAAAGUGCCCUACACGGAGAUCGAUUGGUCCACAUACAUGCAACAAGUUGAGCUCUUUAAGGAUGGAGAACGUGAUUAUAUGAAUAUUCGUGGUGAUACUGGCCCACUCGUGUAUCCUGCAGGAUUCCUCUAUGUUUUUUCCUUUCUACACUCUGUCACAAACGAUGGACAGAAUAUCCGACGUGCUCAGUACAUUUUCCUAGGAUUUUAUCUUAUCAUGAUUGCUACAGUGUUGGCUAUCUACUAUCGUGCGCGUGUACUGCCUCCAUGGGCCACCGUCUUUUUAUGCGUGUCAAAGCGUCUGCACUCGAUCUUUAUGCUACGGAUGUUCAAUGAUGGCGUGGCUAUGAUGCUGCUGUUUAUUGCUGUAUAUCUCUUUGCACGUCAACGUUGGCGAUGGGGCUGUGUGGUCUUUAGUCUUGCAGUGUCGAUCAAGAUGAACGUUUUACUGUUUGCACCGGCGCUGUUCUUCCUGUUGCUGCAGUCGUGUGGUAUUCUACGCACAGCUUGGUAUUUAUUCAUUUGCGCUGCUAUCCAGAUUGUAUUGGGUUACCCGUUCCUCAAGCACAACUGGUCGAGCUACUUGAACAAGGCUUUCGAGCUUAAUCGCGUAUUUGAGUUCAAGUGGACGGUGAAUUGGAGAUUCCUUGAUGAAGAGACGUUCGUGUCAGGUGGAUUCGCAUUAUUGUUGCUGUUGGGUCACGUGUUCUUUAUGGUGCUUCUCCUAGACAAACACUUUAACAUCAUGGGCACCAUCCGUGCCGUGAUGAUGAAGCCGUUCGUUAUUUUUGAACCGUUCCCGAUCCAGAGCGAGAUCGUUGUGACGUCGCUAUUCGUGAUGAACUUUGUGGGAAUUGUCUUCUCGCGCACACUGCACUACCAGUUCUAUUCAUGGUACUACCCGACACUGCCAUACCUGUUGUGGUGUUCUGAUUUGCCUCUGCUGCUAAAAAUGUCGGCGCUAUUGAAUAACGAGUACGCCUUCAACACGUUCCCGUCGACUACAAUGAGUUCAAUCAUGCUGCAGCUUUCGAACCUGUUCCUGCUUAUUACGCUAUACCUGAACCAAAAGUCCAACUCGUUCGUGCCGUACCUGGAUGCGGAGGCCCGGAUGAAUCUUAUCGCUUUCGUGAACGAGGAGUGUUUCGACGGGGCGCGUCAGCUCGCGUUGUACUACGGUAGCGUGACGGAGGAUCUGGCCGAAGGUGCCACCGUGUCUUCCAUUGACGAGCACGAGGUGGUGUUGUCGCUACCCAAGAUGAAGCUGACACUUGCAGUUGGCUUUGGCAGCAGCGGUCCCGUGACGGGUGAGGGCUAUGGUCGUCAAGUACUCAAGGGCAUGCUGAAUGAAGCUGGCGAGGGCAUCAAGGCUGGUAAUAACAUGGGUAAGCUCAUUAGCCGCGAGUACAUGAAGGAUAAGGAGCUCAAGAAUUUUGUAGACUCGUUAGAUGAAGAGCAGCAGGAUAUCAGCAACAAGUCGCUACGUCAGCGUACAACCGUUAAGACGGUGACGUCGACGACGUCGACAAACGUUUAA